Molecule: messenger RNA, 3447 nt
Organism: Anneissia japonica
Lineage: Eukaryota; Metazoa; Echinodermata; Crinoidea; Comatulida; Comatulidae
Exons: 5
Coding region: 413-1684 (423 amino acids)
Source: RefSeq, a predicted model, not a curated record
GGACUCGCAACUAAAGGCCCGGUAAUUAGUAUGAGCAUGGAAGUAAAAUAUAUUUUAACCUUCAUGGUAUGGUAAUCUAUCCAAUGGAUGACAAUAUUAUAACAAUACCAAGCCUGCAACCCGUUACAAUAUUGCAACACCUUGAGAUUUUCUACAUGGAUUAUCCUUUUAUUUUUCAUCAAUACGGAUGAUGUUCUUCAAUUACUUGCGUUGCUGCUUUCAAACAAAGCACAUAGUGUCUGUUACUUUUCGGAUACGUUUUGAGAUUAAAAGAGAAGUGUGGUAGGCCUACAUCUGGCAUUAACAUAUUCUAUGGUAUUUUAGCGUGUACAUUAAAGUUACACCACACAGACGCUCACAGGGAGUAAGGGACUUAGCUACAACAACGUGAUAGCCUACUUAUAGAAUUGAGAUGAACCCUAUUUUCAAAACAAACCUCAGAAAACUAGCUGAAGAGAAACCACCAGCAAACAGAAGACUUGCCAGGUAUCAAAUAGAAAUCAACGCUCGCCCAGGAGAUGGCCUGUUUAUGCGUGGUGACGAUUAUAACAAAACCUUCCCACGAUUGGUGAAUGCAAUUCCCUUAGAUUUCGGCGACAAAAUUGAAAAUGACAUGAUUAAAUUCAUGUACGUUUCUACCGGAUCUGCCCAUAUGUACGUUUCCAAGUACAUAACUCAGUUUGACGCCAAAAAAUUGUAUCGCGGAUUAAUACAUAGUGUAUCGACAGAGGCUAGCAGCAUUAAGGGUUUUGGGAAUUCAAAAGAUUUUCUUUGCACAAUAUUUCUUGCUAAAGUUGAUGCGAUUAACGGAAAAGCUGUUUCUAGGCGUACAGUCCUGUUGAAAAACCUCAUAUCCGGGGCUGACGUUGGUUGCAAUGACAAAAUAAGGAAUUCAGUUGACAAUAUUGAAGAUUUUCGAGAUGCAGAACAUGACGCAGAAAUAGAAGGUGAUGAAGAUAUAGAAGAAGGAUUAGAGACCAUAACAGAGGAACCGCUACCAGACGAGCAAGCAUCAAUAUACACCGACCGUAAAGAGAUGGAUAUGCAGAGUGUAACUACGCUAAUGGACAGUCUGAUAGACCACGGAGAUGAAUCUUCCACUGUGAUAACAGCUUUUACUGCUGAUUGCGAUGUUGCAGCAUUUGAUGAUGUCAUUGAUAAACGGUCACUUCCAUCAGUGAUGUCUCAAGUUCAUAAGUUCAACGUUGCAAUCGAAGAUUUGCAGAAUGAAUGUGCCACGUUGCAGAGUACAGAAUACAUGUGCGUCUUAAAUGUCUAUGGUGUAGCUGGACCUAGGUGGCCUGGAGGUGGUUGGAGGUUGUCACCAUCAUAUUACACAAAUCAUUUUCCACGGUUUUUGAAUGAGCCUGGUCUCGAGAAUAUCAAAUGGAGGUAUUUAAAUGAAGGUUCACAUACCUUUGUGUCAACUGCCACUAGUGGUCGGGAAGGGGAAGAGUGUUAUGAGCAGUUCUUGAGGGCUUUGGAAAACAAAGAAAUUCAGAGACAACUGUUUGGUGAAAGCAAUGAUUGGGAAAUAACCACUGUUUUUUCAUCAAGGAGCAUGACAACAGUUGCACAGACAAACAAAGAUGGCACAAGGAAAGCACUUAUCAGAAAAUCAAUCAUGGUAAAAAUGGAAAAUUUUGAAGGAGUCUUCAGAGACGGUUCCAUCAUAUUUGCGUAAAUGACGAGAGACUAAACCAAGGCUGAAGCAUAUAGUACUUUAUUUAUCAUUGCAAUCUCUUCUCAUUAAUGAGUGGUUGUGGUUACGCUUAAUUUAAAUAUAGGUCUAAGUAUAAGGAUCUUGUGCAAGUUCAUAUUUGAUAAAUUUUAAUGUGGUGUUAAUACUCUUUGUAAAUUUAUGUUUACUUAUAAUUAUCAAUCCAAUCCAAAUUUAGACUUAUACAAUGUCUCAAUAAAUGAGUCUAAGCACCAAUCCAACUAGUGUUUUUAACCAUGGACCAUAUUAAUUGGUCUAUACUUCCAUGUUCCAGUUACAUGCUUCAUUAUAUCUAGGCUUAUAACCAUAUUUAUCAAUGCUUUUUUACAGUUACAUUGUAACGUUAAUGGCUUACACUGUAUUUUUAAAUAUGAUGAUGAUGAUGAAUAAGCACCCAAAUGCAUUAUUCAACUUACACAAGUAGUUCUAUGCUCUUUUAGAAGUGGUUGGCGCAUCGAUUGUGGCUUGGACUCCCAACCUUGAGGUCAGGGGUUUGAAACUCUCGCUGUGCAAGUUGCUUGUGUCCUUGGGCAAGGCACUUUAUCUAUGUUUGCCUCUCUCUACCCAGGAGUAUAAAUGGGUACCUGGUAGGAUGUUGUGGCAUUGAAUGUUCAUAGUUUUGUGCGCUAAAGUAGUAGCGAACGACUAGGGAUGCUCCCCAGGGAGCAGAGGAAGUUGCACUUAGUGCUGGUUUGCCAUUGUACGUUAUCCAGAGACCAGGGGUAAUAACGCUCGCACCUUUGAUCAUUCUUGGAAUUGGCGUCAUAUAAGUGUUUGAGUAUUAUUUUAACAUCAUUUUCAGUUGUUUUAAAGCCAGGCUCUGGAGAGAAAAAAUAUGUUCUAAAGGCACUGAAGGUGUAUUUGUCACAGAAAAUUGGAACAGAUCCAGAUUUUUGUAUAAUUAAAAACUGGGAAAAGGGGCGUGUCCUGACUGUAGUUUAGUGGCCUCUUAAUCUGACAACUCUUACCAAUGCUCAGUACAGUAUUGCAUCUAGUUCUAACAUCAUUUUCCAAUAUAACAUUAGUGGUUAAUAAUAGGCGUAAGCAUUCCAAUGCAUUAAUCAACACAGGGUCCUAAGUUGGAAGAAGUUUUUUGCAGGAGAUAAAUGAGCUUUCUUAGCACACCUAAUUGUGUUUUACUACUAAUAAUGGUACCAAUAUUGACACUGACUUCCUUUAGAAAAAUGAUAAGGGGUAUUUUAAUGAAUUUGCAGGAGAUUGUUGUUUAGUUGUGGGAGUGCAGAAGGCUGUAGCGACUUGCGGGACACUUGGGAGUAAAUAUCUGUUCUUUCAACAUUUUCUUGUAGUUAAUGCUGACCUCUAGUCACAUGGCUUUGUGAACAGUCAGUGGCGUUGAAAGCGUGGAGAGACACUUACACACAGUUUGAAUUCAAAUAUAAUAGGUAUAUGUUCAAAAAUAAGCCAAUGAUAAAUAAACCAAGUUAUUGUGGAUGCUGGGCCUUAUCUAAAUGAGCAGCUGGAACCAGCACCAGUGUUAAGGCUGUAGCUAGCAGCACCCCUGCCUUACCGCUCGGCCACUCGACUCGACUAUCUGUAAAUAUAUUAAAAACGCCUCUGCUCUCAAUGUGUGUUUAGUUUUAUUAAUAGCUCAAUCAUGUAGUAAAUAAAAACUUAAACUUAAAUUUAUGGACUUUAUUAGGGCUACAACAUUUUAAAGAGCUAUAGUUGUGAUUGCUUUAUUGGAUGCAUUAAACAUCUGUAGUAUA